Messenger RNA from Ceratitis capitata (Mediterranean fruit fly), 5202 nucleotides. RefSeq names its product WASH complex subunit 2 (gene FAM21). Lineage: Eukaryota; Metazoa; Arthropoda; Insecta; Diptera; Tephritidae. The coding region runs from base 77 to 5119 and encodes 1680 amino acids. The transcript has 6 exons. The record is from RefSeq and is a predicted model, not a curated record.
GUUUUUUAUUAAAUUAAUUCAAUUAGUAGAUAAUCAAAUGUUUUCAGUGAGUUGAUAAAGUGAAAACAAAGAUAAAAUGGAAGAAAGUUCAAGAGCUGAAAAAAUAAUACCACAGGCAACACAAUGGAGUUUCGAAGGAGAUUGUUCGCUACUUGCGUGGAUGCAAGAUCUUUCACAGCAUUUGGAAAAUCGAGCAACAGCCACAACUGAUGCACUGCAGCAGCUUAAUGUGAAUGUCAAUCGCACUGCAAUAGCAUUAGAUAAUGCAGCAAACAGCUUAACAGCCCUCCAAUAUUCACAGUUUGUAGAAAGUCGCUGCCAUGAUGAUGAUGAAACUCAAUCCAAUACAACUGAGGUGCAGCAGGAAGCGUGCGCUAUGUCCAGUGAUGAAGUAAAAUCGCCUAAAAAAGUUUUAGAAACUUUCCUCAAAAAUAAUCUCGAAAUGUUGCACAAUUGUCAUGAGAAGUAUGCGCUUGACUUUGAGGAUUCGGAUGAAGAUGAAGCUGCCACUAAUAUUAACUGCAUUUAUCAACCCAAAAACCCAUAUAACGAUGCGUUGUUGCCGCAUAUUUAUGGUAGUAAAUUAUGGAAAGAACACUGGCAUGUUGGCCUAUGUGAUGGCACUAACGAAUACUCAGGAGAUGAAGCAUCUGAUGCAUUCUCUCAAACCUCCAGCUCUUCAGCAGCCGACAAUGAAUCAUACGAAAGUAAUACCGCAAAUCUCUCCGAAUGGGCAUCAAGUACGUCUAUACCCAUUGAACAUAAGCAUCCUUCUCUGAUGACCGCUCCAAGAGAGCCCACAUUAGCUGCUUCAGUUACUACUGCUGCAGCUGCGCGCGUUAAGCGUCUACCGAAUAACCAGCGCUUUCCAAACAAUGAUGACAGCGAUACUUGCUCUACAACAUCUCAUAGCACCACAACGAAUCCAACGCAUACAAGAGUGCGUGAGCCAGAUUUAUUUGCUGCCAUACGACAUGCCACGCCAAAUACGAGUACGUCGGCUUCGUCAUCACCCCAACAACCAGUUGCACCCCCAGUGCAACGCGAAAACAAUAUUGUGCCACCAUAUCUUGAUGCCACGCCACCUGUGGACAUAUUUGCUGAUCCGCCACCACCACAACAGUCCAUUAUCAGCAGAGCUGAAAAUAAAUCAGUCCAACAAAAACCAGCAAACAGUCAAAUUAAAAGAAAAUCUGUCAAUUUAUUCGAUGAUGAUGAUUUCAAUUCAUUUAUGACGGAAGUUGUAGACAAAGCGCAAACAAAAACUGCACAUCAGCAACCUCAGCAGGUGCCAGAGCCAGCAAGUAGAACCUUUUCGCCUACAAAAACCAACAUUACUAGGUCGACUGAGACUCCAGUUAUCACACCGAAAACAGUCGACUUAUUUGCUGAACCGUUGUUUAGUAAACCAGAAGCAGAAGUAUUUCCGAAAACAGCACCAGUAGAAAUUGAAAAAUCAUUAGAGAUUAAACAACGAAAGCCGGUAAAUCUAUUCGAAAGUCCCGAGAGCAGUCCGCCCAACCAUUCCCUCUUCUCCGGUAACAAAGAUAAUAAUAUCAAAACCAAAGACAUUGUUACGCCUAUAGUAAAACCAGGUAUAACUGCUAAAUCGCUCUUUGAUGACGAUGAUGAAGAUGAUGAUGACUUCUUAAAUGCAUUUGGCUCCAAAAAAUUAAAUUUACCACCACAAAGCACAGGUAAAACUUUACUUUUCGACGAUGCUGAUACUGAAGUUGAGCCAAGUCAGCUUACUAAAUCUAACUUGCGCACGUCAAGCAAUCUAUUUGACGAUACACCACCUGAAGAUGAUUUUCUUCAAAACGCUGAGGAAAUCAAAAAUAAAACAAUCGAUAUUAUAACAACUAAAGCAAGUGUCAGUGACUCCAUAAAUGAAAAGAAAUUAACAGCGUCUGGUACAAAGAAUAUAAAUGAAAAAGUUGGCGCUAAAAUUACAACCUCAACCAAGACGAACCAAGAAAACCAGUUGACACAAGUGCCUGCAGUUACGUCGACCGCCCACAAAGUCUUCAGCUCUGAUCUUUUUGGAGAUGAUGAUAGUGAUGAUUUGGAUGAUAUUUUCAAGAAACCAACAACAAAAGCUGCAACAAUCAAACCCAUUACUGAUCAACCGAGUAAAGUUGCCAAUGAGAAGUUGAAAGUAACUAGUGCUAAAGACAUUCCACCACCUCUGUUUGGGAAUGAUUUUGUAGAUGAUGAUAAUGACUUAUUCGGAACGAAAAUUAAAGACCAGUCAAAACCAGCAAAUUUAAACUCUCAGAACGCUAAUAAACCUGCAAGGAGUAUCACAUCAAUUUUCGGCGAUGAUUUUGAUGAUGAGACUGAUGAUUUAUUUGCUGUAAGGCCGAACUAUAAGACAACAAAAGGUAGUACAGAUAAGUCUACAGCCUCCGCUGUUGCAAAGGAGAGCAUACAAAAUUUGAGAGAGCAAAAAAAUGUUGAGAAAACUGUUGAGCAGACUAUUGAAACUGAAAUCCCUAAGCCUCAAACUAAUGUGAGCAAAAUCAAGCCUCUCUUCGAGGAGGAAAACUUCGAAAAUGAGACAAAUAAUAUGUUUGGUUCGGCAAAUAAAGAAACCUUACCAACCACAGAGAGCUCGAUUAAUAAAGAAUCAACAAAUGGUUUUGAGACAGGCGCAGAAGAAGCUGCGGUCUUUGAGAAGCCAGAAGACCAUUUAUUGAAUAAAACAUCAGAAGAUGCACUCUUUGGUGAUAAAGAUAAAGAAAUUAUCAACGCUUCAAGGCCUACAAAAGACGUCACAAAAGAGCAAGUUGUCGCCAAUGAGAUGAAUACAACGCCACACAAAGCUUUAACGGAAGAUGCUACAAAAACAGUUCAAAACGCCACACCAAACAAAGUUGAAGAAAUCAAUGUUGGCGCGUCAAAUAUAGUAGAUCAAUCGGAUAUUCCAAAAAAAGCGACCGCAGAGCUACCUGAAAAUACCCCACAAGCCACGCCGGAAUCAAUUGACUCAUCUGUCGCUGAUAUAGAUGUGCCUGUGGCGUCAGAAAAGCUUUUCGAGUUGAACAAUCAAAAAUAUGCGGGCAUAUUUCUCGAUGAGCCGCCUGAUGAUGAUGACUUUUUCACAACACUCGCCAGCAAUCCCAAACCACUAUCAGCCUCGAAGUUAACGCUCGAUUUGGAAAAUGAUUUUUAUGAACCCACCUUACCUGAUUUACCGAAUCUCGCAAAAACAACCACAACCGGAACAACAACAAAUACGCAAAGUGUUGUCGGUAACAACAAAACGGAGGCAGGCACAAGCGAUUAUGGAGGUCUACGUUUAUUUAGCGAAAUCCCACCAGACGACUUUGAUGAUGAUAUUGAUUUUAGCUUUGCUCCACCACCCAAACAGCCAACAACGGUUGCUGGUGGCGUCAAUCAACGCCUGCAUAGUGUUUUCUAUGAUGAUUUCUCCGAAACGUUGGAGGCGGUGCAACAGUUAAAAGAUAAUAAUAAAAUAGCAUCAGCGCAUGCGCUAUUCGAUGAUGAGCCGCCACCGGAUGACAAGCUGUUUGAAGGUAUUUCGAAAGCGACAACACCGGGAGAGCCGGUAGCUGGAAAGCAUACUAGUGAGAGUGAAGACGGAAAACAAAAUGUCGACUCAAAAGACGUGACUGAUCGUUCAAUUCAAAAGACAGCAGAUAUCGAUGAGUCGCUGCGCAUAUCAGAAAAACCACGCAGCACUGCUGGCAAAUUGCAAUUGCCCAAUAUUAAAAUUAAUGUGCAAGCGCUGCUGCCGGGCGGUGGUAGUAGACCGAGCUUCAAAAAAUCACCAAGUGCUCCUGAUAGCGGCCUGGAUACACAUACGCCAAGCGAAAUAUCAGUUCCACAAACAUCAACAAAUACUGCCUUAUCAGCGGAUAUAAAUAAAACAAUUUCGAGCGCCUCCUUCAAAUCGACAUCUACAGCCACUAAAUCUUCAAAUGAGAAUCUAUUGCCCAGCAUUUGUAAAACACGCGUACGUGCGCCAAUUGGCCGACGACCAUCUACAAGGCGAGCGCGUCAAGAGAACUAUCGGCAGUCGCUUAUCGCCGAGCAAGCAGAGAACAAAGUCGAAGAGGAAGUGCCGUCUACUAGUGGUCUCGGCCGGAUGGUAAAAGAACCAAUUGCCCCUGCGAAACCGCCACAAAAAGAUGUAAACGAAAACAAUCCCAUGCAACCAGCAAUAAGCAACUUAUCGCUACCAACUGCCUUAAAGCCAACCAACGAAGGUGAUAUUAAUGCCCUCCAUCAAGCAGAUUUAUUCACAGAUGAAGAUGAAGAGGAGGAUGAUUAUGAUAAACUCUUUACCGCCGCACGUAUACGCAAUAUGCAAGCGAACAAUGUGCCAGAGCAAACUCAAUAUAUAAGGACAAACCCAUACGCGGCAACAAAUCAAAACGUUAACAUUGUGCGACGAACACCCAACACGCAAGCCGUUUCGGACAAGAAAUUGUCAGCAUUCAAAAGAGAUAACGCAUUAAUGGCUGAUCAGGACGAGGAAGAUGACCUAUUUAAAGGCCUGAGUGUCGCAAGCAGCAGCAGUGUUUCACGAAAGCAAUCGAAUAACGGUGAAGCAGCAACAACAAAGUCACAAACUAUCCCCUCGUCAAAAUCAAUUUUCGGCACACCCACAAGUGAAGACUCUGAUGAUGAUCUCUUUAAAAGUAGUAAAUUAAAGCCAGUCAUCACGAAAGCAGCAACAAAACCAACACAGUCUUUGCAACAAUCGGCUAGUGUGCGUGAGACACAAAAGGUAACAACAACAGGAGCAAUCAAAAAAUUAGACUCCAUUUUUGGCAGCGAUGACGAAGAUGAUGAUGAUUUUUUGUCAAACCUUAAGCCCAAAAAGUAUACAACAACAGCCACUAGCGCAGCUGAUAAACCAAAGUCGAGCACCAGCGGCGGUGGUCUGUUUAGUGAUAUUGAAAGUGAUGAAGAUGAUCUGUUUGGUGGCAAGAGUAAGCCGAAACAGACCUCGGAUAAACCAAAAGCUACCACCACAACAAAAGCACCCACAAAGAGCUCGAAUUUAAAGCCAAAAACAAUAAUAAAACAGCCACUGAAUAAUGAGGCAACUUUGGCUGAUAAUCCUUUGGCAGAUUUGUUGGAUCCAUAGCAAGCGGCUCUCUACUAAUUGAAAAAAAAAAUACAAUGGCAACAAAAGUGCAUUAAAAAAUCGUAAAAAGUAUUGUUUUAACA